This is a messenger RNA of Xenopus laevis (African clawed frog), 6763 nucleotides long. RefSeq names its product seizure related 6 homolog-like L homeolog (gene sez6l.L). Lineage: Eukaryota; Metazoa; Chordata; Amphibia; Anura; Pipidae. Bases 667 to 3675 code for a protein of 1002 amino acids. The transcript is spliced from 17 exons. The record is from RefSeq and is a predicted model, not a curated record.
AUGUAUCCAAUGCCGAUGUCUAUUUUUAACCACCAUCCUAUUGCAUGCUUCCCCCAGCGUCUGUCUUCCCAUCCAUGUGUCUGUGCCUUAUAGCACUUUCUCUUAGUGCAUUGCCUUGGAUCAUAUAAUAUGAAUGCUCCUUAGCAGCAGCUUACCAGCUUGCAACACAUAUUCUGUCACUGUGGGUAUAGGCAGGAGAUUUUAGGUCUUUCGUUUCUGUUUCUUUCCAUCUAUCCCUCUCUUUCUGAUCUUUUCUGCCUCUUCCUGAAAUCUCCCACAUUGCUAUCCUUUUCCCUUCUUGCUUGCCUAAUUUGCCAUUCACUCUUUCUUCUGCCUUGUGCCUCUAUUCUUCCUUUUCCCUGUGUCCCUACUCCCUGCCUGCCUGUUUUAUCUGCCUGAUUUCUCUCACUCUCCCUCUUUCUUCAUUUCGGUACAGUAGCAUUCUUUUCAUAAACAAGCACAGAGCCCUCUCUGUGCUUUUUCUCUGUGCCCCUGUUUCCUCUUCCACUUUAAUCAAUAGACACACCAGCAUGAGAGUUGCUCAGAUGAAUGACUCCUUGUGAAUCUCAGCCUAGACUUCUCUUUCUGCGACUGUGCUGCACAGAGCUUGAAAUCCUUCUCUACUACCCUUUCUAAUAUUCCUCUCCCAGAGGCAAGGACUCUGUCAUGUUGUCCGGUGGAAUAUGCCAGUUUGUGGGUCUCAGAAUACACCUUCUUACCAUCCUCUUCCUGAUUCUCUUGCGAGGAAUCCAGGCUGAAGAUAUAAAUAUAACACAGAAGCCUUCACCAACAAGUCUAGUGGAGCUGGUUCCCCAUGAACUUGUCAACAAUAAGAUCAGCAAAGAGAAUUCCCAGCUAAAAGAAACUGUAUCUCAAAGCAUCCCUCCAUCUGCGGAAUUAAUUGACCCAGAAAGGCAAACUAGGUUAUUCCACAAAGAGGUAUCUGAAGUGUCAAGCACUGCCCCAAACUUUUCUGGCACACAGACUCUGCCAACAAGAAAAAAACCACCAUCCUUAAAGCAACUGAACACAGCAAGGAAACGUCUGAGACCAUAUUCCACCUCUUUUGUUUCUGAAAGACUAGCUGAGACAAGUGGGAGUUUUUCCUUACCCACGGAAAAGGUCCAAGGAGUGAAGGAUAUUUUGUCAGAGACCAGAGAAGCAAGAGAACAUAUUCCAGAGUUUUCAUUAUGGGUUAACAGAAGACACAGUGGCACAAUUUCCCAGUUCCCUAUUCAGUUAACACCAUACACAUCUCAACCUGCAGUUCCUCACAACUCUGAAUCCUUGAAAUUGGCCUCAUCUGAUAUAAACACUUCUCUGCAGGCAGAUGAACCUUCCAGAACACAUCAUGCAGACAAUGAUUUGAACACAGGAGAGGAAAACCAAGAGACAACAACGUCUACAAUUAUAACGACAACAGUUAUAACCACAGACCAAAAUCCAGUUCAAUGCAGUAUGAAUUUCCACGAGCCGGAAGCAUACAUUGACUCAACAGAUUACCCGCCGCUUCCUUCUCAAAACUAUUUGGAGUGUACUUACAAUAUCACUGUGUACAUGGGCUACGGAGUUGAGCUACAGGUAAAAAGUGUAAACCUUUCUGUAGGAGAACAGCUAGCCAUUCGAGGAGAAGGAGAGGAGGGACUAGUUGUUUUAGCAAAUGAAACACUUCUGGUUGAAGGUCAGGUGAUACGGAGCCCAACAAACAGUCUAUCGGUUCACUUCAGGACAUUUCAGGAUGAUACUAUGGGGACCUUCCAACUACAUUACCAAAUUUUCAUGCUGAGCUGCAGCUUUCCCCGAAGGCCUGAUUAUGGAGAUGUGACUGUAAUGGAUCUUCAUGCUGGUGGAAAAGCUGAUUUCCAUUGUAAUAUGGGAUAUGAACUGCAGGGCUCCGAAAAUCUUACGUGCGUCAAUGCUUCUAAACCACACUGGAGCAACAAAGAACCAAUCUGCAUUGCACCUUGUGGAGGCAGAGUGCAAAAUGCUACAGUUGGAAGAGUACUUUCACCAAAUUACCCCAGUAACUACAGCAACAACCUCUUCUGUGCUUGGACAAUUGAUGCCUUAUCAGGGCAAAAACUGCAUCUUCACUUUGAGAAGUUUAUCCUGAGCCACAAAGACAGGCUAGCUGUUUACAGCAAUGGAAAAGUGCUCUUUGAUUCUGCCAAAACAGAGACAGUGCCAUUUGAAGGGCUGAUCAGUGAAGGAUCGUGUGUAAGAAUCGAAUUCUCUACAGAUGAGACAAACAAUGCACCUGGGUUCAACAUUCGCUUUGAAGCUUUCGAAAGAGGGCAUUGCUAUGAACCGUACAUCCAGAAUGGUAACUUUACGACAACAGACCUUACGUACAGCAUGGGAACAGUGAUUGAAUUUACUUGUGACCCUGGUCACUCUUUGGAGCAAGGGCCAUCUAUCAUAGAGUGUAUCAACAUGAAAGAUCCCUACUGGAAUGACACAGAACCAGUUUGCAGAGCCAUGUGUGGUGGUGAGCUAUCAACACCUGCAGGAGUCAUUUUGUCUCCAAACUGGCCUGAUCUCUACACAGAAGGAGAAGACUGUAUAUGGAGAAUACAUGUUGGGGAUGACAGAAGAAUAUUCCUUGAUAUUCAGUUGUUGAACCUGAGUAACAAUGACAUUCUGACCAUUUAUGAUGGAGAUGAGAUCACAUCAAAGAUUUUGGGACAGUUUGUUGGAAACAGCGGCCCGCAGAAACUAUACUCCUCCUCCCCUGACAUGUCAAUCCAGUUCCACUCGGACCCUGCUGGGCUGAUCUUUGGAAAAGGACAAGGAUUUAUCAUAAACUAUAUAGAGGUGUCCAGAAACGACUCUUGCUCAGACCUACCUGAGAUUCAAAAUGGAUGGAAAACCACAUCCCACACAGACUUGGUCAGAGGGGCCAAGAUCACCUAUCAGUGUGACCCGGGUUAUGAUAUUGUGGGAAGUGAAACCCUGACCUGCCAAUGGGAUCUUAGCUGGAGCAGUGAUCCCCCAUUUUGUGAGAAAAUCAUGUACUGCACUGAUCCUGGAGAGGUGGAGCACUCCACUCGUUUAAUCUCGGAUCCAGUUCUGCUCAUUGGAACCACUAUUCAAUAUACCUGCAACACAGGCUUUGUGCUAGAAGGAAGCUCUCUACUAACCUGCUACAGCAGAGAGACUGGGACACCCAUCUGGACAUCAAGAAUCCCACACUGUGUCUCGGAGGAGUCCCUUGCCUGUGAUAACCCAGGAUUGCCUGAAAAUGGCUACCAAAUUCUCUACAAGAGGCUCUAUCUGCCUGGGGAAUCGCUCACAUUCAUGUGUUAUGAGGGUUUUGAGCUGAUGGGAGAAGUUACCAUUAAAUGCAUCCUUGGCCAGCCAUCCCAGUGGAGUGGGCCUCUGCCUAUGUGUAAAGCCACUCAGGAUCGCUUUGAGCAUGCAUUACAAGUGGCAGAAGCAGCGGCAGAGACCUCUUUAGAAGGUGGAAACAUGGCACUGGCUAUAUUCAUCCCCGUUGUGAUCAUUUCUGUCCUGCUUGGAGGAGCUUACAUUUACAUAACAAGAUGCAGAUACUAUUCCAGUCUACGUCUUCCCCUUAUGUACUCACAUCCUUACAGCCAGAUAACAGUAGAGACAGAAUUUGACAAUCCAAUUUAUGAGACUGGGGAGACGAGAGAAUAUGAAGUUUCAAUAUAGAAGCUUUCAGUCUCGCAAAAAGAAACCUUCAAGAUGCAAGACGUCAGUACAAAAACACUAUAGAGACUACUUGGAGUUGGACUGAACCUUUUUAGACCAUUAGUUGUAUUUUCUUUUGACUCUUUAUUGCAGCUAUCCAUCUCUGUAUUUAUAACAUUGCAUUCAAACAGGUUUGGUAACAGGAAAAUCUUAUGUUUGUUCAAAUGCUAACAUGUGUGUAUAAAAUAUUUGGGCAAGGCUUGGGAUAAGUACAAGGUUAUUUUACAAAAAGGUCUGCAGUUGCAAUAAUGGCAUAGCCACUCACCAUACAUAGUAAUGUAUCUUCACUACUGAGAGAGACAAUGCAUCGAUGUAUUCGAUGAAAUGGUGAAUUUGUUAGACUAAAAUCCUUCAUUUUUUUUUAAAAUAUUUUAUUUUGCAUCCAUUCUAGUUGCAAGAUUAACAGGAUUUUAGACAGUUCUUGAUGCACAUUAUAUGAGCAUGUUCCAUGCAUAGAAGUGCCUAUAGAGUAGAUCAGUUAAUCUGUUAAUGAAAACUUGGGCACACAAUGGCAGAUGAUCUUCCUUGAUCUGCUGGAAGUUUUGAUGGGCAUUAAUGCUGAAAUGCUUUGUUCUGAAGACGGGGACUCUUCAAAACAACGUAUCCUGGCAAUUUUUAAUAUCCCAGUGUCUUGGUGAUAGUAUAUUGUAACUAAAACCUCAGUGGUUUUGGAAAGGUAAAUCACUAAUCACUAAGUUAAGCUUUGAUUAUGUUGGUGGCUAGAAUCCUAAUCUAAGGGACUAACCCCUACCCUUAUAAGUAAUAAAAGGCACUUAGCUUGUCCAGGUGCGGUACCCUAAAGCAACCAUCAAGAUGUUUGCUUAUAAAAUUUGCACCAUUUAUUAAGGAGGUGCAAAUUAUAUAGCAAAGCAGUACUAGAUUCAGCAAUACUGAUUCCACCAUAUUCUUUUUUAGCAUCGAUGAUGUAGGGGUAAAUCUAGAAAAGUCCUUGUAAACUGCAAUGGGUAUUGAUUAUGGGAAAUAUCUUAUUUAACAAUCUAAUUACACUGGAGUAAUAUUUUGUGUUUGCUUUGUAAUUAUUCAUGCUACCUUUGGAUUAACCUAAGUUUAACAUGUAGGGGUCAAACAUGGACUGUUUAUUAAGACAUAUUCUAGACUGCCCUUAUUGCAAAUGUCUAACCUUUUAAUGACUAAAUCCUUGAUUUGCAUAGUGACUGAAGCUUUUAUGGAUCUCAGUGCCAUAAACCGCUAGAUUACAAAAAGUGAAUACAAUGAGAUAUUGAUUUCUGUAUAUAAUAUUGUGUAGCCAUCAAGCUUCACUAAUCUUCUUUUACAAAGGCUCCAAAUUAUAGGCAAUGCCUUGGUUUAAAAAAGCAUCCACUAAGCUAAGCUAAGUCUAUUUGCUUGAUAAUUUAUUCAUAUAUUUAAGAUUUGGCAAAUGUGGAGCAAAGCCACACAAUAACCAUGAAUAGAUGCAUAUGCACAGGUGCAAACAAAACAAUUCCUUUAUGUUGCAUUUUAAUACAAACUGUAAUUCAUAGAUUUUGUUUUCUAAAUAAAAACUUAAGAAUGUACAGUACUGUUUUAUACAGUUGUCAAAUGCAUUUGCAUUUCAUUUUCCAGAAUAUUACCCUUCAAUAAUAUGUGUGCCGUUUUUUCAACACUUGACUGAGCACAAAAAGAAAAGGCCAGGUUUAAUAUUGUAUAGAAAGUCAUAUGUACAUACUGUCGGUUGCUCUGAAAACAACAUCUUCUCUGGAAAAAAACACAUUUUAACUUCAUAAUACAUGAACAACCUGAAUUAGUAUCUUUAAUGAUGAUGAUGAUACUGCUUAUAAAUACCAUCUCAUUCGUGAUUUUUUUCUACUUCUUUUAAGCAACUUCUCACAAGCAAGCAAGUGCUAGAUCAAACAUUAACAAAGUGUCUGAUCUCAAUCUCAUAUACAUAUAUAUUUGUUUAGGUAAAAGAUCUUCUUAUUUUGUAACAUCUAUUAGAAGUCCAGUGGAAAGCAAGGAUUGGUGGUAAACAAUUCUUAUUUCCACUUUAAAGGAAAUAUGUUUUGAUAUAGUUAGGAAAGAUGGGAUAAUUAUAACUAGGGAUGCCAGUUAUGGUGCUGGUAUGGCCUUUCAAAGCAAUAUAUCUACGACUGGAAAAAUCCAUUAACCAUGAUGUGUUGGAGGAAAUUGAAUCAACUGACAUUGGAUUUACUGAAUUAAACAUAACCCCUUGAUACAAUAUAGUUCUUAUAGUAUUGUAACAUAUGAAAUGGAAUCAUAAUCCCUAAAAUUGGAUUAUUUCCCAUUCAUUUUCUAAAUAAUUAUUUAAGGGCCUAGCUUGCUGUUAGAACAGAACUUUUUUUGCAGAGACAAUGCAACUAAAAGAGAUGCUCUUGGUAUCUGCCUAGGUAACUCUUCUCUAUGUAUAUGAAAAUAAAUGGAAGAUAAUCCUAAAAAAAAAUAUAUAUUCAUUUUUUUUUCAGUAGUGAUUUGAUUAAAUCAUGUUUCUAAUUCUAUAGACAGCAUCAACCAUUCUUGGUGAAAAUUACGUGAGUUAUGGUUCUGGAUAGAUACUGCUUUCGGGAAAGAACAAAUAUUAUACAUUUUUCCAGCUGUCAGUGUUACUGUACAGAUAGGAAAGUGAAGUAUUUCACUCAUGGACUCUUGCUAAAACCCUUUGUCAACGUCCUGUCAAAUCCAGAGAAUAUUUUCAGGUGAUUGUGGUCAAGUCAAUUCAUUCCUUCUCUGUUUCCUCACGGGAAGAAGGCUUUGUAGAUCUCUUUGUACACUGUAUUACUAUUGCGAAGAUUUAGUCCCUGGCAGCAGAGACUUUUGCUAGCAAAAUAAUUUUAUGCCUGCAACUGAUCUCUGCAUGGAUGAAUCAGCUCUCCAUUAAAGAGCCCAGAAAGGACAAUGGAUUCUUUUAAAAUGAUGUGACUUUUUUCCUUUUUGAUGUAUUCUGUCUUAGCCAUUAAAAAAAAUACUGGCCAAUAUUUUAACAGAUUACAUUUGUUUUGGAGGAUAUAAAGUGCAUUGUACUUUAACCUUGAAUAUUUAAAGAUUUCUUUUAAUAAAAAAUGUGCCAAAUUCA